UAACUUACAAUAAUUAUUAAAACUUUGCUAUUAUUUGAAUCAUCGUUACGCUGUUAUUAUCAUGAAAGAGUCCCAUGCCUCUUGAUAACCUCACAAAAUUUGAUAAUUUGAUAAUUUACUUAUUUUCAGCGUCUAUCCUUGAAAUACAGAUUGCGAUUUUUUUGUUUGGCAUCGUUAUGUUCACGAAACGAUGUGUAACGAUAACAUCAUCGUAUCACUAAUGUAUCACAAAAUAGGCAUACUGCACAUAUGUAUAUGUAUGUAACAUGAUAAUCGGUAACAAGUUUUUAUGUUUUUUUCCGACUGCGAUAUUUAACGGUCGCUUGGAAGAUAUAAGUAGCGAUUCAUAUUGGGGCAUCAAUGUCAGUUCACAAAACUGUGCAUCAAACGUGUCUUAUUAGUGAAAGAAAGACUAUGAAGUUAUUCGAGCUGUUAAUCUGCCUGAUGGCGAUUGCCAUGGUUGCUUAUGCCAACACUAUUGCUGACAUAGCUUUAUACGGUGGAUCGUUGUCCACCGCGGAUUUACAACAAUGUUAUGAGUUCGCAAAUCUAACGGAAGCUGAUGUCAUUACACACGCGGAAAUAAAGGAUGGAUCGUAUAAGAAUUCAGAAAACGCAGAGAAACUGAAGAAAAGUGGUUGUCUCACAUUGUGCAUAUUACGUAAACGAGGCCAGAUUAUCGAUUCGGAAAUUCAAACGAACAAACUAUAUGGCAAAUUAGCAAACGCUCUUUUAAAGCCCGGUAUGCAAGCUGAAAUGUACGCAACUAUAAACCGUUGCGUCGACCAAGUUAAGACAACACCGGACAUGUGCGAUAAGUCUUUCAACCUACUUACAUGCAUUUGGAAAGACUUGAUUUAAAUAUUAAUCAAAUCCACAAACAAUAAAUCUGUUACUUUAUAGUAAUUAUAACAGUAAAAUUACAUAAAAAUAGUUGUAAUAUCUGUUAAUAAAUAAAUAAAGAUUUGAGUUUAUGUAAUCAAGGCCCUGAAUUGCUGUAUCUUAUUCGUAUUGUAAAGUAGCUAAAUACUUAUAAAGUACACACAUUCUCUUUAAUGUAUUGUAUUUCUAGAUAAGAUGUCCUGCAUAAGGUGUCCAUCCGCUCGCACACAGGUAGAGCGGGUUAAACUAAAAAGAAAAGUUACGUACUACUUUGUAAAAUUCCCAAUAAUUAUCGAGUAAUUAAUUAAAACAUCUGAGCGAAUAAGCGUGGUGGGAAAAAACAGUGAUCG
Vollenhovia emeryi is the source of this 1232-nucleotide messenger RNA. RefSeq lists its product as uncharacterized. Gene Ontology annotation, biological process: social behavior. The transcript is spliced from 5 exons. The record is from RefSeq and is a predicted model, not a curated record. Lineage: Eukaryota; Metazoa; Arthropoda; Insecta; Hymenoptera; Formicidae. Bases 361 to 861 code for a protein of 166 amino acids. Gene Ontology annotation, molecular function: odorant binding.